AUUCUCCCAUAGAUUAGUGUCCAGACUUGAUAGAAGAUAAUGGCGACUUUAUACGCUUCAACACAAGAAACAACAAACGCUAAUAGAGCUUGCCGUGUUGUACUCGGACCCUGUACAGAUGGACUACGAGACAUACUGCGUUACUAUAUCCCCCCAAUAACAUUUCCUCCUGUCAUCAAAGUAAACGAACGUAAGCUUUCGAGACUGACAGCAGAUCAGCGUGCUUUAAUAUUACCUCGGCAUGGAUAUUAUGUGGGGAGCUAUGGUGAUAUGGACAUAUCAUUAUUGUACAUCUUAUUGAGGAACAUAACCAACAUAUCUCCUCACACCAAGGGCUGGGGCAACGAUCUCGACCCCCAUGACAGGAGUCUCUCUGCCAACAUCGAGAGGAUUCGAUUGGUCCGGAAUCGUUGUGUUCACUCAUGUGAUCCAUCCAUGUCCAACACAGACUUUAACUCCAUCUGGUCCACCAUUAGAUCGACAAUGGUAGAUUUGGAUUUAUUCCUCAUGAAUGGAAACAAAUAUGAAAAGGCGGUGUAUUUCUUACGUCACGAGUCGAUGGACACUGCACAUGACCUACAUUACGAAGAACUGAGGAAGCAGGUGGAGGAAGAUAAGACGACCAGGGAAAUGGUGGACAACCUUGAGAAUAAGAUACACGAACAUGCAGAGAAAUUCAAUAGAGUCGAUGAUAUACUGGAGAAUUUGAAUCGGUCCCCGAUUCCACAAAAUGUGAGAGAGCAAUACGAUAUCAAUAUUCAGAAAUGGAGAGAGGAAGACAAGCUUUACUAUGAAACUCACAACUUUCUGUCAAUGAUGGAGAAAGUGAGGAACCAACCUUGCGUGACGUUUGUUGGUGUGCCUGGGUCCGGGAAGUCUGUCACGGCUCACCACAUCGCUCUCAAGCUCCAGGAGGAAGGUUACGAGGUUGUACCAAUCAAAGAUAUCAGGACUAUUGAGCAAUAUGGUGACCCCAGGAAUCCACAGGUUUUCGUUAUUGAUGAUGUAGUAGGUGUCUUUGGCCUCCAGAAAACAAAAUUAGAUGUGUUGUCUGAAUAUGAACAGAACAUAAGAAAGCCUUACAUGGUUAAGUCUAAAACAUUGAUGACAUGUAGAUGGACUGUGUUCAAUGAGACACUUACGUACAAACCAUUCCUUACCAAAGAAGAGACUGUGAUUAAUUUACACAGUUCUGAUAAUGCAUUAAAUGACAAUGAUAAAAAGCAGAUUCUCCAGAAGCAUGGUUUAAAUGAAAUAUCGCCUGCAGAGCUGACACCAACAUCUCGCAAGUUUCCCCUUCUAUGUAAAUUAUUUUCAAAGAAACCAAAAUGCAAAGUUUAUGGACCAAUGUUUUUCCGGAAACCAGUCAAAUGUAUACUUGAUGAACUUACAGAUAUGCAAAGGCAUAACAAACUGAAUUACGCAACACUUGUUCUGUGUAUGCUAAAUGAAAACUGUCUCUCAAAAGACAUUUUAAAGAAUAGAAAAAAUGAACAUUUCAUCAGCAUGAAAGGAGAAACUUUGGAGAAUUGUGAAUUGGAAAUCCAGACCAAUGCAUUUGAGUUGAUGAAUGCCUUGUCAGCAAUGAAAGGGACCUACACAAACCGGUUAGAUGGACAAUAUACAUUUAUACACGACUCCAUGUUUGAAAUAUGUGCUUACCACUAUGGAAAACAGUUUCCUGGCCAGAUAUUGUUGUAUAUGAGUAGUAGUUAUAUUGCUUAUUAUGUCAAACCACAAAGAGAUGAACCAGGUAGUGUAAACAAAAUAGAAGAGGAAGAGUGUGAUUCUGAAUCUGUUGAUGGUGAUGAGAGUAACAAUGAUAAUGAUGGAGAAGAGGAGAGUUAUGAUGAAAACAAUGAGAGAGAGGAAUCGUUUGAUCUGUAUAUAAGGUUACGUGAGGAUCAGUACCCACUGUUAGCAAAGAGAUUGUACAGAGACAUACAGAACAUGGAACUGUAUGAUGUUUUCAGGAAUCAGGUUUUAAAACACCCCCAAGUAUGUCAGGCUUUUAUUGGUGUGCUAGAGACAAUGACCUUCACAGAAUUCAAAUUCUUAUUUUUGUCCAGUCAGGAACAGGUAGAUGCGAUAGUGAGUAAACGAAUGAAUGUGGUGGAUGAGAGUAGGGGGAGGAGUGAGUGGGGUGAGUGGGAAAGACAGGAAGUGCUGGUGGAUGAAAGGCCUAAACGACAUGACAAGGGAUUCACGUACAACGUGAGAGUAAUCAGCUGGGUGAUUUACUACGGACAUCAUCGGAUAUUAAAGUACAUAAUACAACGGACUGAUCGACCCGAUGCAAUCAGUGAAUUAUUUGAGAUAUCAAGAAAAGUUUUCGGAAACCAUACAGAGAAGAGGCUUGAAGAACAGUAUAGAUUACUUGUAUUGAGUUGUUAUAGUGGUGAUGUUGACACAGUCAGAGUUCUACUUCCUCUCUGUCAAGAAACAAUCAACGGUACUUAUGUACGUCGUACAUGUAUCAAUGAACAAUCACCUCUUCCUAUUGCAUGUAAGGGAGGAUAUGUACCUGUAGUGAAGUUGCUGUUGAAAGCUGGGGCUGAUGUUAAUUUACAGGAUGCAUCGGGGAAUACACCACUAAUAACUGCAUGUAAGGAAGGGUAUGUGAUGGUAGUGAAGGAGCUGUUGGAGGCGGGUGCUAUUGUCGAUCUACUGGGUAGACGGGGGAAUACACCAUUAAUAGCUGCAUGUAAGGGAGGGCAUGCGAGUGUGGUCGAGGAACUGGUGAAGGCGGGGGCUGAUGUCAAUCUACAGAAUAGCUGGGGGGAUACACCACUAAUAGCUGCAUGCAAGGAAGGGCAUGUAAAUGUGGUGGAGGAGCUGGCGAAUGCGGGGGCUGAUAUCAAUUUACAGGACAGAGCGGGAAAUACAGCAAUGAUAGCUGCAUGUAAGGGAGGACAUGUGAUUGUAGUAGAGAGGUUGGUGAAAGUGGGAGCUGAUGUCAAUCUACAGAAUAAAUGGGGCGAUACACCACUGAUGACUGCAUACUCGGAAGGACAUGUGAGUGUGGUGAAGGAGCUGGUAAAAGAGGGGGCUGAUGUCAAUUUACAGGACAAAUAUGGGAAUACACCACUGGUAGCUGCAGUUAAUGAAAAACAUGUGAGUGUAGUGGAGGACUUUUUUGUACUCAAGAAUUGGUGACAAUCCUAAUGAUGAAUGUGGGGAUACAGCAUUGAUAACUGCAUGUAAGGAAGGGCAUGUUCGUGUGGUAGAGAAGUUGGUGAAGGCGGGGGCUAAUGUCAAUCUACUGGAUAGAGAGGGGGAUACACCACUGAUGAUUGCAUGCAAUGAAGGGCAUGUGAGUGUGGUCGAGGACCUGAUGGAGGCAGGGGCUGGUGUCAAUUUACAGAAUAGACGGGGAAAUACAGCACUGAUAUAUGUAUGUAAGAGAGGACAUAUGAAAUUAUUGGAGAAACUCGUACAGGCAGGGGCUGAUCUCAAUCUACAGAAUGAUUGCAGGAAUACACCACUGAUAGUUGCAUUUAAGGGAGGACAUGUGGGUGUGGUGAAGGAGCUGGUGAAGAAGGGGGCUGAUGUCAAUCUACAGGAUAAAUGGGGGAAUACACCACUGAUAUAUGCAUGUAAGGCUGGAUAUACAAGUGUGGUCGAGGAGCUGGUGAAGGCGGGGGCUGAUGUCACACUACGGGGUAGAUUGGGAAAUACACCACUCAUAGCUGCAGUGAGAACGUGUCCCUUGUCAACAGUCAAAUAUCUAGUGGAACAUAAAGCAGACAUCAUUACUCAAGUUGUUGAUGUCAAUGUGUUAGUGGUAUACACAGCAUUAAUACUGAACAAACCAGAGAUAGUGAAAUAUCUCAUACAAGAACAAAAUAAAAUUAUCCCUGGUAGAUAUCACGGAAAUGUACAUCUAUUUAACUGUCUGUUGGACAUCAGGCAUGCUGGAGUUAAAACAGACAGCAGGGAUGAUGUGGUGGUGACAAACAGAUCAGUGUGGCGCAUGGGUAGAGGGGGGGAUUUGUUGAGGACAAUCAGUGAGGGAGAUUGUGAUGUACUGAGACGUCUUUUGAGUGUGGGUCUGGAUGUCAAUCAGUUGAUACAGUUGAAUAAGCCUGAUGUGAGACCGCUGUUGUAUACACUGAUUGAUGAGCGGUAUGGUGUUCUUCAUAGAACGGAGGUAGGGGUCCUGUUCGGGGCGGGGAUGGAUGUUAAUUUCAGGUUGAAAUAUAAAGAGUAUGACUCUGUAUUAGACAGGAAUGGUGUGUCUGUUCUAGAGAGGACGCGGCGACUGAUGUGUAAGUACAGUGAGAGUAAAGAUUACACUGAUAAACGCAGAGUGUCAGGAUACAAGAGAGUGAUGUGUGAGAUAAAGAAACAUGUCAGAAGACACUCUGUAUAAUCUCAAAUAAAAUUGUAGAGAUACGUUGUUACUGAGUAGAAAAUAGUGGUGUGUGAGAUAAAGAAACAUGUCAGAAGGCACUCUGUAUAGUCCUUGGUAGAACUGUAGAGAUAUGUUGUUACUUGAUUGAUAGACGUAUUGAAUAUAAACCCUGAUAGGAUAAAAGUGUUUUGUACAUAACAUUAAAUAGAUCACCCGCACAUCUCUCUCGUUUGUUUGUGUAGAAAUAUAAAAUAUUUAUCAUAUUCUGUAAAUACUCGACACCUUGUGAAAAUAUACAGUGUUAUUACAAUGUUUCAUAAAACAUAAUAAUUAAAACAUGUGUUGUAUGAUUUGUGGAAACCAGUUUUUAUUAUACUUAUUAAAACACGAUUAAUCUUU
Ostrea edulis (European flat oyster) is the source of this 4753-nucleotide messenger RNA. RefSeq lists its product as uncharacterized. Lineage: Eukaryota; Metazoa; Mollusca; Bivalvia; Ostreida; Ostreidae. Gene Ontology annotation, molecular function: protein binding. The record is from RefSeq and is a predicted model, not a curated record. The transcript is spliced from 4 exons. Bases 40 to 3156 code for a protein of 1038 amino acids.